AUGAUAAUGGACCAAGCCUCUGAAACUGCGGCCACUGCACCCGCUGGCGUGGAAAACAGUACUGGCUAUGCGCUGAACACAGACUUCGUACCCACCAUCUCAGUAGGCAAGGCUUCUCCAGCCACAGCAGGCCUUGGGCCUGGGCGACAGCUGGCCAAGCUGGCCCUCAUCUUCAGCCACAUGCACACGGAGCUGAAGGCACUCUUCCCUGGGGGGAAAUACUGUGGACACCUGUACCAGCUCAGUAAGGACUCUGCCCACACCUUCUGGAGGGAGCGCUGUGGAUUCCGGUGCUUGCUUCCCUGGGCAGAGUUUCAGUGCCUUCUUUGCGCUUGCCACCCUGUGGAACCUGGCCCCACCAUGCAGGCUUUGCGUUCCACCAUGGACCUCACCUGUAACGGCCACGUGUCUGUCUUUGAGUUUGACAUCUUCACAAGGCUCUUCCAGCCGUGGCCCACCCUGCUCAGGAACUGGCAACUCCUGGCUGUCAAUCAUCCUGGCUACAUGGCAUUCUUGACCUACGAUGAGGUCCAGACACGCCUGCAGGCCUGCAGGGACAAACCAGGCAGCUACAUCUUCCGACCCAGCUGUACUCGCCUGGGGCAGUGGGCUAUUGGUUACGUGAGUUCCGAUGGCAGCAUCCUCCAGACCAUUCCUCUCAACAAACCCCUGUUCCAGGUGCUCCUGAAAGGACAAAGGGACGGCAUCUACCUCUACCCUGAUGGCAAGAGCCACAACCCAGACCUGACUGAGCUAUGCGAGGCAGAACCCUACCAGCGCAUUGUCGUGUCGGAGGAGCAACUGCAGCUCUACGAGGCCAUGAACUCCACAUUCGAACUUUGCAAGAUCUGCACCGAGAGGGACAAAGACGUGAGGAUCCAGCCUUGCGGGCACCUUCUCUGCAACCACUGCCUGACUGCCUGGCAGCAGUCGGACAGCCAGACCUGUCCCUUCUGCCGUUGUCAGAUCAAAGGCUUCGAGGCUGUGAGUAUCUGUCAGGCACAAGAGAGGUCAGCAGAGGUCAGGACCACUGCAGAGGACUCAAGGGACAACUAUCACCAGAAGACAGCACAAUGGGAGCUGGAGCCACAGGUGACUCCCUCUGGGCCUCCACUGCCCCCUGAAGAUCCAUCCCCUAGGACAUCCCAAGACAAAGGCUGGCUGACAGUGGCACCCAUCACCCUGCCCAGACUCCGAGCUCCACUUCCUUUACCAAAAAUGGCCUCGGUCCUGUGGGAAGUCACUGACAGGCCCCAGGCCAGGCAGGGGGCCACAGAGUAA
Cricetulus griseus (Chinese hamster) is the source of this 1281-nucleotide messenger RNA. The record is from RefSeq and is a predicted model, not a curated record. NCBI's taxonomy places the organism in Eukaryota, Metazoa, Chordata, Mammalia, Rodentia, Cricetidae.